UGUACACUUGUCAAUUUCUUGUCAAAGUAUAGUCCGUCAGCAAAACAUCUUUUACAUUCAUUUACUUACAAAAUUCAAGCGAAAUGGCUGAAUCCGCCACAGAAAUACCCAUUAGUAUCCCAGAAAGUGUAAUAGAAAAUGUUAAAAAUGCAACAGAAAGAGUUCCCGCGAGUAUCGAGGGUGUUGCGAUUGCCUACUUAAGUUUAGUGGUUAUGGCUAUUUUGCCCAUAUUUUUCGGGUCUUUCAGGUCUGUAAAGUACCUAAAAGAGCAGAAGGAUGCAGGGGAGCGUGCAGAGACAAUGUCCAACAAGGACGCACUGAUGUUCCCGCUGAUCGCCUCGUGCGCUCUGUUCGGCCUCUACGUGUUCUUCCAGAUAUUCUCCAAGGAGUACAUCAACAUGCUGCUCACCGGCUAUUUCUUCUUCUUGGGAGUGCUGGCCCUGAGCCAUCUACUCAGCCCAAUAAUCGCGUUCCUAGUCCCCGCGUCGAUCCCGAACGUGCCGUAUCACAUCCACUUCACGCGAGGCGAGCGCGAGCGCCGCACCGACCUCGUCAACUACAAGUUCACCUCGUACGACGUCAUCUGCCUCAUCAUCUCGCUGGUGCUGGGCGCCUGGUACUUGUUCAAGAAGCACUGGAUAGCGAACAACCUGUUCGGCAUCGCGUUCGCAGUCAACGGCGUGGAGCUUCUGCACCUGAACAACGUGGUGACGGGCUGCAUCCUGCUGUCCGGCCUGUUCCUGUACGACAUCUUCUGGGUCUUCGGGACGAAUGUGAUGGUCACUGUUGCCAAGAGCUUCGAGGCCCCGAUUAAACUGGUGUUCCCUCAAGACCUGCUGGUGAACGGGCUGAGCGCGUCCAACUUCGCGAUGCUCGGGCUCGGGGACAUCGUGGUGCCGGGCAUCUUCAUCGCGCUCCUUCUCCGCUUCGACCGCAGCCUGCAGCGAGGCUCCGAGCUGUACUUCCGAGCCACCUUCACAGCUUAUAUACUCGGUCUGCUGGCGACCAUCAUGGUGAUGCACGUGUUCAAGCACGCGCAGCCCGCGCUGCUGUACCUGGUGCCGGCGUGCCUGGCCACGCCGCUGGCGCUGGCGGCCAUGAGGGGCGACCUGCCCGCGCUCUUCCAUUACGAGGACCAGCCGGCGCUGGAGGAACCAGCCGCAGGUAGCAGCAAGUCCAAGAAGACUGAGUAGACAAACUGAACCUUACACCCUGGACUUAGAGCACAAACUACAACUACACUGUACUGACAAUAUAUUUGUGUAAAACUCUUAUUUCACAUGACAUCGGGACUUUAAAUAUGCAUUAAUUUUACUGUGGUAACGAUUCUUGUAUGUGUAUUUUAAUUCUAAAGUUAGUUCUAUCAACUUGAAAUUGGAUUAUACAGGGAUUAUCGGAAAUUCACAGUAAAAUCUCUACUAAUUAUACAAAUGAUCCAUUUAUGCCAAGCCUUAAAUCCUUCAAAUCUUCUUUAUGUACUCUGAAGAAGGAGAAGAACUUAAUUGGUUUUCAGUUUUCAAACUUGAUAUCAAUAUCGAAAGAGCUAACUUACGAUUGGUGAAUCAAUGCAAGAUCUCGGCUCAGUCAGAAAAUUCCAUGAUGCAUUUUAUAUUUUUUUAAAGACAUAGUUAGUUGUGAUUGUACAUUUGUGUUGCGGAGAGCCUUUUGGUCGAC
This is a messenger RNA of Plutella xylostella (diamondback moth), 1674 nucleotides long. Its product is annotated as signal peptide peptidase. Gene Ontology annotation, biological process: membrane protein proteolysis. NCBI's taxonomy places the organism in Eukaryota, Metazoa, Arthropoda, Insecta, Lepidoptera, Plutellidae. The record is from RefSeq and is a predicted model, not a curated record. Gene Ontology annotation, molecular function: aspartic endopeptidase activity, intramembrane cleaving. Gene Ontology annotation, cellular component: lumenal side of endoplasmic reticulum membrane; cytoplasmic side of endoplasmic reticulum membrane; membrane.